This is a messenger RNA of Periconia digitata, 598 nucleotides long. NCBI's taxonomy places the organism in Eukaryota, Fungi, Ascomycota, Dothideomycetes, Pleosporales, Periconiaceae. The record is from the annotation of a GenBank genome assembly.
UUCUUCGACAUUCACGACCAACAACCACCAACGACUCCUAUUUCCGACCGCACAUACCGUCGAGAUGGGUGACGCCGAAAUUUCAACGAGCCAGUGGAGGUACGUCGAGGUCGGCCGCGUGGUCCGCUUCAACGGUGGAGAGUUCAACGGACGCCUCGCUGCCAUUGUCGAGAUCAUCGACCACAAGCGUGUGCUCGUUGACGGACCUUCCGAGAAGGCACCUGUUCCCCGACACUCUGCAGCCCUCGCCCACGUAUCCCUCACUCCCCUUGUGAUCUCCCAGCUCCCUCGUGCUUGCGGCGUCGGUGUCCUCAAGAAGAAGUGGGAGAAGGCCGAGGUGGACUCCAAAUUUGAGCAGAGCACUUGGGCAAAGAAGGCCGCCCAGUUCCAGAAGAGGCGGCAACUCAACGACUUCGAGCGCUUCAAGGUGCUGAAGUUGAGGAAGCAGGCUCGCUACGAGGUCCGCAAGUCUCUCGCCAAGGUUCGCUCCAGCGCAUAAGAAUCUGACAGGAGGAUGAUGCAAAAUCGAGAGAACAACGGGGGACAGAUGCUGCGUCCCAGGUGUUAGCGGAGGGCAUUUGCAUUUCAUGAGCAUUCC